Messenger RNA from Vitrella brassicaformis, 2071 nucleotides. Lineage: Eukaryota; Vitrellaceae. The record is from the annotation of a GenBank genome assembly.
AUCUAAUUCAUCUUUCCCGCUUUUCCUUUUAGAUGUUUGGUUUGAUUGUUGGUGAGCUGGCGUUGGGCGUCGUCAUCUUUUUGGCCGCCAGUGACAGGCGGAAGCUGCUGAAGGGGUGCGGGGCGUUCGUGAGAGGUGACCAAGGGAACACACUGAGACCACCAUACACUCGUCUGUGCCUUCCUUCUUCCAGCCGCCGAUUCUAGGCUUCUUCGUCCUUUGGGAUAUAGUUUUUGGUUUGGGUGGUCCGCCCAGCUCCCCUUUGUCCGAAUGUCGCCGUGCCGCAGGAAAGGAGGGAGAGGCUUCAGGUGAGCAUGUGUGAAUGUGGCCUUGGCGCUGGAUGCGAACAGACAUCCCUCAGUCGGUUGUUUUCCUCUUGAUGGAUCAGACGUACAAGAACACGCCGAGGAGGCCAAGCCGCCAGUGGACGUGCCGACGCCCAAGAUGACCGCUGCUGUUGAGGGGCGUGCCGCCUCAUCGGAGGUCUCUCCGGCACCAGUGGUGGAGAAGAUCAAGGGUAAGGAGGAGCCCGCGACGUCGAUGCACGCGGGUGAUGGCGGGUGGUUAAGGUAACCCACGGCAAGCGGGGCAAGAAGGGCAAGAAGGCCGCCAGCACCAAGGACAAGAGGUCAUCCCACGAGGGCGAGUCGGCCCCGUCGGAGGCCUCACCGAAGCCUCCCAGUGCUGCCCCGCCACCCUCCGGCCCAUCUGCACCGUCUGCCCUUGCCAGUGAGGCGUCAGCCAAGGCCAGCAAAGCGCCACAGCCCCAGACGACCGACGACGGCAAGGAGGCCGAGGGCGAGGAGACCACUGAGGUGGUCAACGAGGGGCGAGGACCAGAUGCUGCUGGUGGGGGGUCGGGCGGCAGGUGCUCCUGGCGGACGGCAAGUUGGUGUCGAUUGUUGACGGGCGACAUCAAGAUCACUGACCACGUUUUCGUCUUCAAACACGUAUGUAUGCGAUGUGACAUCCUAUCUACAGCACAGAGGGCGGGAGAGUGGCGCUCUCAUCUCCUGAUCUCAUCUUUCACUCGGAUGUGUGUCGCUCGCUGGGCUGGUUGUGUGCAGGCACCGACUGAGUGGGUGCGUCGUGGCCUCGUCAACAAUGCCAAGCCGUGUGUGUUUGGGCCGGGGGGGUCCGUCCUUACGGUCCACACAGACCGCACGGAGCACCCCCAGGCCAUCUACAUGUACGCCCCGCCAGGCCGGACGGCCAAGCUCAGUGAUGGCAGGUCAGUGAGAGGUCGGCAAGCCGCGUGAGGCGUGGUUUUAUCAAUGCUCUCAUGCCGGUCCUUCAGGAAUGCGACAGCGCUCUCGUGUGAGCUUCGCUAUUACAUCGCCGCCAAGGACACCGAAGCCCACGAGCCCCCCCACCCGGCAGACACCAAGAAGCCCUCCCCUCAGCUCGCCCAGCUGCCCACGGCGAGCACACGAGACUGGCGCGGCGCCUCGCAAGAGGGCAUCCAAGAGCCUCUUGCCGGCGACGCGCCACCCUCGGCAGAGCCAAGCCAAGAGGAGAUCAACCGAUGGUUUGUCGAGGAGUAUCUGCCGGCACAAGAGGCGAAGGAGGCCGAGGAUGAUGACAAGCGGUGGGCGGAGAUUGAGGAGAAGAAGGCCAAGCAGCUCUACGACCACUCGCAGUGGGCACACUUUGACGAGGAGUGGGCGAGGGUGAACAACAGGCAGCUGUGGCGGCAGUUCAAGGAGUGGGAGGCCGCCAACCCCAAGAUGGCCCCCUUGGUGCGAACGCAGAGACUUAGGGUAUACACUGACGGCACAGCACCACCCAAACACACCGUGUCAUGAUUUCCUUGUGUCGCCAGGGCCUAGGGUUUGAGGGUCACUUUGCAGUCCCAGCCUUCACCGCCUUUCAACUUGAUGAAGGAGAAGGAGAGCUUCACCCUCGACCCCAAGGGUCACCAUCACGAGAGCAAGGCCACCAACAAAGCCAAGGCGUCGGCCCUUAGCAGCGUGCAGUGCUCGUAUAUCGCUACCUACAUUUUAUAUGAGCUUGAUGGUGCCUCUCCCUUUCAUCAUGUCACUGCAAACCGAUGUGCAUGCUGAGACAUGAU